AUAGCCCCAGGCCCCCAAGCACUGCUUCGAAAGCGUAUUUUCAUGGCAGCUAUUUCUCAGUAUUAUCCGCCUUUUUUUGCCUUUCAUUUUCGUCUUUUCCAUCCAAAACUGGCCUGAAACGCCCGCACAUGCUUCACAGAUAGAUAGAUAGAACACACAACCGAAGCAGAUCAAUCCAUCAAUCUGUACAAUUUAUAUGUGUAAAUCACACCCUUUCACAUCUUCAAUCUCAAGGCCAAGUGUUUUUCUGAAUCACUUCGCUUCUAUUUUCUGCUUUAUUUGCUGUUGAAGUUUUUCUGGGCGAGAAUGUUGUCGAGGUCGUGUUUCAAUCUGUUGAAUCUCGAAGACUACAGUGUUGUUGAUCGAGCUAGAAUACCGAGCGUCGUGAGUGUUCCGGGAAUAAUCUCGGACUUUUCCGGAUCGUCAGAUGGGCAGGAAGGAAGGAGGAUUGAGAACAGCAAUGGCGGUGAAGAUCGGGUGAAGAAGGAGAAGAGGAGGGUGAUUAUUGUGGCGAACUAUCUGCCUUUGAAGGGGCACCGAGAUGGUAAGACUCAAAAUUGGGUGUUUGAGUGGGAUAAGUAUGCUUUAGACGCUUUGAUUUUGCAGAUGAAAGACGGUCUGGAUCCAGAUGUGGAAGUCAUCUACGUCGGGAGCCUCAGGACGGCGGAGGUGGAGGAGAUGGAGCCACGUCAGCAAGAGGAAGUGGCCCAAAUGCUUCUCGACACGUUCAACUGUAUGCCCACUUUCUUGCCUGUGGAUUUAAGGGAUAAGUACUACCAUGGCUUUUGCAAACACUAUCUCUGGCCUUUAUUUCAUUACCUCUUACCUUUGACACCAAGUCAUGGUAUGAGGUUCAAUAGGGACUUAUGGCAGGCCUAUGUAUCAGCAAACAAGAUUUUUGCUGAGAAGGUCGUGGAGGUCAUCAACCCACGCGAGGAUUAUGUCUGGGUUCAAGAUUAUCACCUCAUGGUCAUGCCCACUAUUUUGAGAAAAAUGUAUCCUAGGGUAAAACUAGGUUUCUUCUUGCAUAACACCUUCCCUUCCUCUGAGAUUUACAGAACAUUGCCUGUGAGGGAUGAGAUCUUGAAAGGCCUUUUGAACUGCGAUCUUGUCGGGUUCCAAACGUUUGACUAUGCCCGGCAUUUCUUGAGUUGUUGUAGUAGGAUGCUAGGUUUGGAUUACCAGUCAAAGCGGGGAUACAUCGGGAUUGACUAUUAUGGUAGAACUGUGAAUAUUAAGAUCCUCCCUGUGGGCAUUCAUACAGCUCAGCUUCAAUAUGUUAUGUCUCUAGAGGAAACCGGAAGGAAGGCUAAGGAAUUAAAGGAUAAGUAUGAGGGGAAAAUCGUUAUGUUGGGCAUUGAUGAUAUGGAUGUAUUUAAAGGCAUCAGUUUGAAGUUUUUGGCAAUGGGGGAACUUCUUGACAUUAAGCCGGACAUAAGAGGGAAAGUGGUCUUGAUUCAGAUCAUGAACCCUCCAAGGAGCAUUGGGAAUGAUAUCCAAGAGGUCCAGAAUGAGAUAGAAGGAAUCGCGAUGGAUGUUAAUAGAAGGUAUGGUACGCCAGGGUACCAGCCCAUUGUUUGUAUCAAUGGUCCGGUUUCUACCCAAGAAAAGAUUGCCCAUUACGCAAUAUCAGAGUGUGUUGUAGUUAACGCAGUUAGGGACGGUCUGAACUUAGUGCCUUAUGAAUACACUGUUUCCAGGCAGGGCUGCCCGGAUUUGGAUAAGGCCUUGUGUGGGGAUGAUGGGCUUAUGAUUUCAAGAAAAAGUGUCAUCAUUGCUUCUGAGUUCAUCGGAUGCUCACCUUCUCUGAGUGGGGCAAUCAGGAUAAACCCAUGGAACAUCGAGAGUGUAGCUGAAGCAAUGUAUUCGGCUGUUCAGAUGCCCGAUGCAGAGAAAGAAGUGCGCCAUGAGAAGCAUUACAAGUACGUUUCAUCCCAUGAUGUCGCGUAUUGGGCUAAGAGUUUUGAUCAGGACCUUCAGAGAGCUUGUGCGGAUCAUUUCCUGAAGAGGUGCUGGGGGAUAGGGUUGGGUCUCGGAUACCGGGUUGUUUCCUUGGCCCCAAAUUUCCGGAGACUUACGGUGGAACAUAUUUGCUCUACUUACCACACUGCGACGCACAGGCUUAUCCUUCUGGACUAUGAUGGUACUGUGAUGCCUCAGGACAAAGUGGACAAAACUCCAGAAGAAGAAGUGAUUUCAUUAUUGAAUAAUUUGUGUAGUGACCCCAAGAACAUUGUGUUUAUUGUGAGUGGCCGAGGAAGACAUUCAUUGGAGAAGUGGUUCUCCCCUUGCCCAAAACUUGGUCUCUCGGCAGAACACGGCUACUUUACUAGAUGGACUAAAGACUCCCAGUGGGAAUCUCGGGCACCGGUAGCACCUGAUCUGAGCUGGAAAAGUGUGGUGUUGCCCGUGAUGGAACAUUACACCGAGGCCACAGACGGUUCGUGUAUAGAGCAGAAGGAAACUGCAAUAGUGUGGCAUCAUCAGGAAGCUGACCCGGACUUCGGAACAUGGCAAUCACAAGAACUCCUGGACCAUUUGGAAAAUGUUCUUGCUAAUGAGCCUGUGGUGGUUAAGAGAGGCCAGCAAAUAGUUGAGGUUAAACCUCAGGAUAUAAGCAAAGGGUUAGUUGUUAAGGAUAUCAUGGCUACACUGAAAAGCAAGGGGAAGACACCCGAUUUUGUGUUAUGCAUUGGUGAUGACAGAUCAGAUGAAGAUAUGUUUGAGAGUAUUGCAUGUUCUGUAGCUGACCAUUCAUUGCCUGAGAUGGCGAAGGUGUUUGCUUGCACCGUUGGCCAGAAGCCAAGCAUGGCUAAAUAUUACCUUGACGACACCGUCGAUGUCCUCAAAAUGCUUCAUGGACUCGCUGCAGUGGGAACACCUCACAAGUAUCCCAAUUGCGCAAUAGCUCUAUGCUUCCAAGGGCAAUACUGAAACUGCAAAGCUAAAAACUAAUCAAUAGCUAAAAAAUACAACAUUGUACAUGAAGAAAUGAAUGCUGAGUUGACAAAUCUAUUAUAUUUAAUCCGAGUUUAGUCCAACCUCAUCUUACAACUUAGUGGAGUUGCUAAUUAUCUUCUUUAGCCUACCCCCCUGUGCAUCGUUAGAGGCUCUUGGUAUAGGUUUAAGAGACUAGUGUUACAGUUCAUUUUUGGUUAAUCUUUAUACAUGCGCCUUUCAUUCUCAUGUCCAUUUGUACUGCCUUUUACGUGUUGUUCCAUCAGUGUUCCUAAAAUACAGUUUCAGGUUGAUCAUGAAUUUUAGGGAAUUGUAAUAAGGUUUUGUUGCCCUGGAAAGUUUUUAAUCUUACCGCACUAGGACUACACA
Messenger RNA from Cuscuta epithymum, 3327 nucleotides. The record is from the annotation of a GenBank genome assembly. Lineage: Eukaryota; Viridiplantae; Streptophyta; Magnoliopsida; Solanales; Convolvulaceae.